This is a messenger RNA of Dunckerocampus dactyliophorus (ringed pipefish), 3127 nucleotides long. It is a transcript of the gene zmynd12, whose product is annotated as zinc finger, MYND-type containing 12. The transcript is spliced from 9 exons. Lineage: Eukaryota; Metazoa; Chordata; Actinopteri; Syngnathiformes; Syngnathidae. The record is from RefSeq and is a predicted model, not a curated record. Gene Ontology annotation, molecular function: protein binding. Bases 394 to 1488 code for a protein of 364 amino acids.
UGCUCCCUAUCAUGGCGGACUUUGCUCCAUUCAUUUGCGGUGGAUGGUUUAUCCUGUUCUUAACUCUACAAUUCUUGGUAUAUACAACGAUAUGUCCUGGGUAAACAGGACGUUUGGUCACUCUGAAGUAUACAGUAGUAGGACUACAAGAAGACAAAGAUGAAGAAACGAAAAUGCUCCUCACAAGUAGCUGCAAAAACUCUUAUUCCCUCACCAGAUAAAUCAGGCGGACAGUCACACAAAAGUGUGGCGUUAACCGUGACCAUGACGACCUCAAACCAUGUUACAAAGAAAACAGAGACUGCCGACGUCACGUACCGAAGGCGACAGAGUCUCAGCUUCUUCCUAGAAUCAGUUCGAAAUUGGUCAGCCUGAGAAAAUCCUGAAGAAAAAAUGGAGCCAAAACAGGAAGACCUCCCAGCGUCUGAUAUUAUCCCGCUCGCCUUGCCCAAAGGAACAGAAAAGUUGUGUGAACUUUGCCAAAAACGAGCUUACUUGCAGUGCGCCAGGUGUCGAGUGACCUUUUACUGUGACAAAGAGCACCAGCAAUCAGACUGGAAAGGGAUCCAUGAGAGGAUUUGCCAGUUGCUCAUUCCAAUUCGCACGCCUUCACUCUUUAGUAUGCAGCGGGCCGGCCGCAUAGAAAAUCUACUCAAAACGAAAGAGCUAAUAGAAAUCUGCAGGUUGGUAGCAGAGAGCAAGCUCUCUGAGGGGAAGCAUCAGCAGGCUGUGCCUGCUGCCCAGGCCUGUCUCCGCUGCUCCGUAGACGUAUAUGGACCCAACACGGUCCAGCUGGUGCCUGCCUAUCUGCUACUGGCUGAUGCCAACAUGGGCAUGGGUAAUCUGGUACUAGUGGCGGAGCUUCUGUCCCAGGCAGAGUGGGCGGUACUGAAGAGUCCAGAAUGUGGACAUGCAGUCCACCAUCGACUGCACAGGAGCAUGGGCUGCCUCCACACUGCCACUGAAAAUUUCAAUACAGCUCUUUUUCACUUUGCAAAUGAUAUAUAUUUUGCCAGUGAGGAGUAUGGCCUGGAAAACACUGUGACAUGUGGAGGUUACUUCCUCAUGGCUGAUGUAUUUGCCAAGCAGGGGAAGCCCUCUGUAGUUCAUUCUUUGUACACAGAGGUGGCAGAGACUUGGCACACUCAUCUUUGCAAACUCCUUGGGGAUCACAUCCAAAAUAUACAAAAGAACCCCAGCAUAUUGGAGCCUUCCUUUGACAAAGGUCAGCAAGUGGAAGUGGACAAGAUGCUGAGAACCAUUUUGGAGUUUGAGCAGGACGACUCCCGUAAAGAACCCACCCAGAUCGCUCUGGUGGCUCACUCCCUGGCCAUGCUAUCCUUCAUCGGAGGGGACUCUUCCAAGGCACUGGGAUUUGGACGCACAGCACUGCAAGCGAGCCAGCUGAUACCAAACCAUGACCUGACAGAGCCCAUCCGGGCGUUGCUACAGCUGGUGAGCACAGAUCCACAGCUCACUGCUGGAUAGGAACCACACCCAGCUCACACAAACUAACCCAACAUUCACUUCAGGCAUUCAGCAGUCACUUUUGCUUUAUUCACAGUAUAUUGCGAGAUUAAAACGUGACAAGAUUUCUCUUUCAGUCACCAGGCCUGGGACGAUAAUAAAUAAAUUGAUCACACAGUAAAUGAAAAUGAAUUGGAUGAUUUUGCCGGCCUAAGUACAUUGCCAGGUGCAUGCGUGUCUAUCUUCCUCGUCUCCCGCCUCCAAACAAAAGUUCAUUCUGUGCAUUGGGUUCAGCACCUUGGUGCGUUUGGUCUGUAGAACAUGUCGUGACAUGAACUCACGGAGUGAGCCCAGGGUCGGAUCUAGCUUUUUUGAAAAGGCGGGGUGUGGCCGAGGCUGUAGGCCGAUGAGCUGGAAAUGGAGGGGUGGGAUCUGGGGGCCCCCCCCAGAAAAUUUUUUAAAAUUAGACCUCAUUUCCUGCAAUCUGGUGAUAUCUGAGGCCAAUUUUCUGUCCUUAAUUUCAAGUUUGUUGUUAUUUUUAUCCUUGGACUAUAUCGUUGAAGCCAAAACAUUCUAUUUAUAAAAUUACGGGUACUAGGAGAAACCCAUUUUACCUCAAUUUCCUGCAAUAUUUUCCAAUUUGAAGCAGCUGUAAAUUCCGAGGAUUUGAGUAUAAUUUUAUGUCACUGGGGAUCGCUUUUCUGGUUAAUUUUCAUUGAGAAUAGACAACAGUUUUCCUUUUCGUCAUGAUGCCAGAACCUUUAUUUCGCACCGCCACCUGAAUAGCCAUGCAUUUACGGUUCCAUGGUUGUCAUUGCAGCCGCACGGUGGUCUAGUGGUUAGCAUGUUGGCCAACACAGUAACAGUCUGGAGAUUGGGAAGACCUAGGUUCAAUUCCCUGGACAUUUCUGUGAGGAGUUUGCAUGUUCGUGCAUAGGUUUUCUCUUUGAAUUCCAAAUUAUGACAUCAGUGCCUGAACUGUAAAGGUUUGACUGUUACUUUGCCAACAAGCACUACAUCGACUAAUUCUCUUUAAGGUUGUUAUUAAUUAAUUAUUAUUAUUAAAUUAAAUUAAAUUAUUAUUAUUAAAUUAUUCUCGGAAAACUGAAAAGCUUUAUUAAGUAACUCUUCAAAAUGCAUGACUUCAGGCACGGCUAUGUGCCAACAUGUGAGGAAGUUGAAAAUGAAAAAGUUAAAAAAAAAUCCAUCCAUCCAUCCAUCCAUUUUCUAUACCGCUUCAUCCUCAUUAGGGUCGCGGGGGCAUGCUGGAGCCUAUCCCAGCUGACUUCGGGCGACAGGCGGGGUACACCCUGGACUGGUCUCAAAUAAAAUCAAUAUUUAUAAUUGAUCUUUAUAACAUUAAGUACUUUAGUUGAAAAGCACAGCUCUUAAACAGAGGGAGGACACAUUUUAGUUGGUUUUGAGUAAUCACUUGUCUUUAUUUUCAUCUAAAAAAAAGAAAAAAAAAUAAGUGGGAACUAUUUACACCAUUUUGAACAUUUGUUAACACAUUUUGGGAGUGUUUUGUGUUUGUUGUUGUUUUUUUUUGUAACACUUUUAGAAUGAUUUACAGUAUAGAACAGUGAGGGCAUUUGCUGAACAACAUCGUACCAGUGUAAUACUUUCCCAACCUCUUUAGCUUAUCAUAACUUAGUAUUUA